Messenger RNA from Aspergillus calidoustus, 327 nucleotides. The record is from the annotation of a GenBank genome assembly. Lineage: Eukaryota; Fungi; Ascomycota; Eurotiomycetes; Eurotiales; Aspergillaceae.
AUGCCAACCCUCGACGGCCUGUCCGCGACACGCAUCCUCCGCAGCGAAGCCCCUUUCACAACAGACCCCAAGAUCCGCACAACGCCAAUCAUAGGGUUGUGCACGACGAGUCUCCGUGCAGACCACAGACGCUUCAUCGAGCAGGGGAUGGACGAUAUCAUUGUGAAGCCGUGGAAUCUCGAGCAGAUUCAGCCGUUGUUGAGGUGGUGGGCGCAGAGGAGGGUUGCUGUUCCUGGGAUGGCGCAAGGGCAGAAGUAUGGACCUGGGUUUAGAGAAGGGUGGGGAGGGGAGUGGAGGGCGUUUAGGGGACCGAGAUCGAGGAUGUAG